Molecule: messenger RNA, 2861 nt
Organism: Vespa mandarinia (Asian giant hornet)
Lineage: Eukaryota; Metazoa; Arthropoda; Insecta; Hymenoptera; Vespidae
Product: heat shock factor protein
Biological process (GO): regulation of DNA-templated transcription
Molecular function (GO): sequence-specific DNA binding; DNA-binding transcription factor activity
Source: RefSeq, a predicted model, not a curated record
UUACUAAAUGCUUAUAGCAGAAUAACAUCGUCAGUGGUCAGCCAUUAUUGUGAGAUAUAAAGUUGUUCCAUAUUUGUUAAUAUAGAAGUAUAUAAAAAUAUUAAUUGUUUGUGAUUUGAGUUUAUUAUAAAAAUGCAUACAAUACCAGAAUUAGGUACAAGCGUACCUGCCUUUCUUGCAAAACUUUGGAAACUAGUUGAAGAUCCUGAGACCGACGACCUUAUUUGUUGGUCACCUAAUGGACGAAGCUUUUUUAUUCGAAAUCAGGCACAAUUUGCCAGAGAAUUAUUACCACAUUAUUACAAACAUAAUAAUAUGGCUAGCUUUGUGCGGCAAUUAAAUAUGUAUGGAUUUCAUAAGAAAGUUUCUGUAGAAUUAGGCGGUUUAAAAUGUGAUAGGGAUGAAAUGGAAUUCGCACAUCAAUUUUUUUGUAAAGGUCAUCCAUAUCUUGUUGAACAUAUUAAAAGAAAAAUUGCAUCAAGUAAAGGUCAAGAUCCAGCUCUUACACCUAUUAAGCCAGAACUAAUGAAUAAAAUGUUAACAGAAGUAAGAAGUAUGAGAGGUAGACAAGAACAUUUAGAUUCGCGAUUGGGUGCUAUGAAAAGAGAAAAUGAAGCAUUAUGGAGAGAGCUUGCAAUGCUUAGACAAAAACAUUUAAAACAGCAACAAAUUGUAAACAAAUUAAUUCAUUUCCUUGUAACGCUAGUACAACCAUCAAGAAGUGGUGGACUUUCUGUUAAAAGACGGUAUCCAUUAAUGAUAGAUGAUUCUAAUCGUCAGCGUAAUAAACAAAGUAAAAUUUCAAAGGCACAAACAUCUCCAACAGGACCUGUUAUUCAUGAACUUGAUUCUUCUGAACCAGAUUUAGACUCUCAAUACAUAGUUGCUGAAAUGUUAGAGAAUCAGCAACAUCCAGCAAUAGAAAGUCCUGAACAUCCCAAUGAUUCAUCAUUAGUAGAUGAUGACAGCAUGGAAACUAUACACUUAGUGGAUAAUGCGGUUCAUCUUCAAAGAAAUGAUAUUAGCUUGGUUAAGUCACAAGAGAUAGAUGCAAAGAAGAAACGACCCUGUAAGGGUAAAAAAAAGAGGAAAAACAAGGUGCCUGUCAAAAUUUUGAUCCCAUCAACGGAGAAUGGACAAGAGUCAAGGGAAGAAACACAUUUGCUCGAAAUACCCAUUGAGGACUCUCCUGUGACGAUUGCAUUAUUGGAGAAUAAUUCAGUCACUUCUAAACCAAUACCAGUGGCGACUGUUCGUAGUUCCAAGUUAGCAGCUAUGGCUGCUAACAUGAGUAAAUCCAAUGAAGUUGAACCUGAUGUUGAUAUUGAACCAUCAACUGAAAUAGACGACGAUAUUCAAGAAACUGACUCUUCUCUGGUGAAACUUGAAGACAUAUUAAUUGUUCCCGAAAUUAUCAAUAAUAAUAAUAUGGAGAAUGAUGAAAAUGAAGAGAAUAGCAAUAACAGUUCCAAUAGUCAAUCUGCAAGGCUUAAUAAUGAUUUCAUGAAUGUUAAUCACGAAGAAAAUAUCAUAGAUGAAGAUAAUCAGAUUGUUGCAGAUAAAAGUGAAGCAUCAAAUUUGUCGGAGCAACAAAAAUAUGGCUGCAAUAAACCAGACAGAAGUGAUUCAGUAGACUUAUCUUUGAGUUGCGUCAAUCCUUCAGGCGUACCUGAUGCUAAUUACAGGUUAGGAACAAUGGAGGAAAUGGAUAAUCAUCUUGAAUCAAUGCAGACGGAAUUGGACAAUCUUCGAGAUAUCCUACGUGGUGAAGGAUAUAGUAUUGAUGCUAAUACACUUCUUGGGGUAAAUACACUUUUUGGGUUAUUUGGUGCAGAGGAUUCUUCAAUGUCAUUUGGCAUAUCCGUUAAUUCAGAUUUGGAUAGACAUUGUGAUAAAGAAGAUGAUGAUCAAUCUGCAGUUGCUGACUCUAUAAGUGGAAAUGGUGGGGGAGAAUUAAUGGCAUAUAACCCUGCACCUAGUUUAUUAGAUUUUGAUGAUGACAUAUUUUUGGGUGCUACUACAUCAUCUCCAAUUACUAAUUCAGCAAAUGAUGUGUCUUCAAGUAAUCUAUAUGCUUCAGAUCCCCUUGAUUUAGAAGAUAACAAAACUUCACUUCUUGAAUCUUAUGUAGGAAGCAAUGAAAAUAAUAAUUCGUAAAAUCUCUUUAAGCUUUCGAGGAAAGGCUACUGGAUUCUUAAUUACCUAUAUGGUAAUACCAUCAUUUUAGUUUUAUUUAAUAUAACAAAAAUUAUCAUAAAAACAGCAGCAGAUUUAAUGUCAGAUGUAAAACAAUAAUAAUAUUAAUGAAAAAUUAGUUCUUUUUUUUUUUUUUUUUUUUUUUUUUUCUUACAGUAGAAAGUAUAACGUAAUACAUCAAAUAAAUACCAUUGGUUUGAGCUAUACUGCAACUCAUGAAACGAAGAAAAAUAUUAAUUUUAGUAUAUAAUUUUAUCAAUUUUAAUUAGUAAAAAUAUAUAUCACAGAUAUAAGUUAUUUUCACAAAAUAAUUUUUUUGUACAUAAAUAUGGAAGUAACAUCAAUAACAAAGUGUGAGGCAAGUUUUAUGCAAUGUAGUAGGUGCAUUAAAGAGCAACCUUCUUUUAUAUAACGCAUCUGAGAGAUAUGCUGUUAGAAUUAAAAAUUCAAAUGGCGUGAUAUAUGUAUGGACAUGUUAAAAAAGAUAUGUUAUGUCAUUAUAUUAUAUUUUUUGCAUAAUUGUUAAUUAGAUUAUUAUAAUAAUAUAAAAUAAAAUGUAUAAAGUGAUAGUGUUUGAGAACUAAGAUUUCAGCGUUCAGUUUUCAUACGAUUUCCUCGCUAUCACACGUGCUUUAAAAUUAUUAUUAAUAAACGUGAUCUUUUUU